Molecule: messenger RNA, 2550 nt
Organism: Colletes gigas
Lineage: Eukaryota; Metazoa; Arthropoda; Insecta; Hymenoptera; Colletidae
Product: solute carrier family 35 member C2
Exons: 7
Coding region: 155-1435 (426 amino acids)
Biological process (GO): UDP-glucose transmembrane transport
Cellular component (GO): endoplasmic reticulum-Golgi intermediate compartment; cis-Golgi network; Golgi apparatus
Molecular function (GO): antiporter activity
Source: RefSeq, a predicted model, not a curated record
AGAAUGAAUAUAACAAUUGUAUCGUCGUCGUUGUAUGGAUAUCUCUGUUAUUGAAUAAAAAAUUCGAUAACAGAUGUCGAACGUCAAACGUAAUAGUUUGUUAACAAUUUUCAUGUAUCAAAAGGAGUAUAAGACGAUUGUUUUCCUUUGAAGAAUGACAAAGUUACAUAUAAAAUAUGAAAUUGCCAAAGAUGCGGAUGACACGUCGGACUAUUUUCUUUGGCCUGUCCAAGAAAGUUCAGGCGCAGUUAAAAAAGAAACGUCUGGUUGGAAAAAAACCGUUCAAACGCUUGUAUUAAUUCUUAUUUAUUUUAUUUUGUCCGUGGGCCUAACAUUUUAUCUACAAUGGCUUUAUGAUACAUACGGUUUUAAAUUUCCUCUUACUGCGGUGAUAUGCCAUUUAGUGAUAAAGUUUCUCUUAUCUGCCACAAUAAGGUGUGUCAGAACAUGUUAUAUGAGACAACAACAAUUAAAACUUCCUUGGCAAAGCAUAAUAUUAAUGGUAAUGCCGGUAGGCAUAGUUAGCGGUCUUGACGUUGGUCUAUCCAACUGGGCACUUUCGUUAAUAACAAUGUCAUUGUACACUAUGACAAAAUCGACAACUAUUAUUUUCAUUCUUGGUUUUGCUCUUAUCUUAAAUUUGGAGAGGAAGUCUUGGUCGUUAAUAUGCAUCGUAGUAAUGAUAUCAGGAGGUUUAUUUAUGUUUACUUAUAAAUCGACGCAAUUUGAAAGUUUUGGAUUUGCUAUCUGUCUCUUAGCGUCAUUUUUAAGUGGUAUUCGAUGGACCAUGACACAGCUCAUCAUGCAAAAAUCUAAACUGGGAAUGAAAAGUCCGAUUGAUAUGAUAUACUACAUGCAACUAUGGAUGUUAAUGCCUAUUAUACCGGUGAUGUUAUGGUUUGAAGGAUCUUCACUAUGUAGUUAUAUACAAAGUACUAACUGGAAUGAUGUUCAAUCUAUCGUAUUGACUACAUCUGCUGUACUCGGUGGUGCUUUAAUAGCUUUUCACAUGGAAGUUACAGAAUUCUUAGUCGUUACAUACACUUCUAGUCUUACUCUGUCGAUUACUGGUAUAAUUAAGGAAAUAUCUAUGUUAAUCUUGGCCGUUGAAUGGAAAGGCGAUGAAAUGAGUAGUCUUAACUUCAUAGGAUUGUUAAUGUGCCUUGGUGGAAUUAUGAUUCAUACUGUUUCAAAAAUAUUGUCAAACAGGAACAGAAAAAGUGAAAACAUGGAGUUACAGUUUAAUUCUCCUCCAAAUAGUAAAUUAAAAAACGAAGAGGGGAUUGACAUAAACUUCCCUUUAUUAACUCAAAAAUCAACGUCUUUAACAAAUCUUUUGAACGCGGAAUUUAGCUCGGACGAAGAUGAUCCGGUUAAAGAUCACGAGAAUUCUACUCAGAUAUUGAGUGAUAUAUUGCAACGUAGAGAACAGUAAAUUGUAGAUUAUUGACAUCUGUGUGCAAUGAAACAAAAUUUAUUUAUCAUAGAAGCUAUUCCAUGUUCGAUAUACAUACACUUUACUGUAUUUUAUACAUAUUUUUGCAUAUGAAGUUAAUUAUAAAUCUUGUAAGUAUUUUACUUUCUAUAGAAAUUGUUUAAUAAUUUUCAUUAAUAAGCGAUACUUUUAAGAAUGUAAUUGACGUUGAUGAACUUUAUAUUAACGUACCAAAAACUUUUUUUUCUUCUACGCUAGUACAUUGAGUAAAAAUAAGGAUUUUUAAUUUGAUAUUUACUUCAAAUUUAUAAACAGAGCUUUGAAGGAACAUCUCUUUUGUAAGUAAUGUUAAUUGUAUUUAUUUAAAGAUUUUCUACAAUUGUAAUUUAAUAGUAAAAAUUUCAGUCUGUGUUAGAGUUCCUUGCCUAGAAAUAGCAUAAUUAUGUCUUACUGAUAAAUAAGAAUAUUUUUUGUCGUUUUUGCUUUAUUUACGAACAUAUUUUUAUAUAUGUGGAUAUUAAAGCAUCGAUAAACGCACAGUAUAAUAAAGGAUAAUAAGAGUAUUGAAUGUAAAACGUGCAUGUCGUAAGUUGUUAUUAAUUACGUCUAAUGAUUUCUCCGAUAUGCUGAUUAUAAUUCAGUAACGUUUUAUCGAAGCAACUGUAAAAGUUUGUAAUUUUUAUAUUAAUUCAGAUGCAUAAUAAUGUAAAACUGCAUAACGCAGCAGUUUUUUGUUUGCGUAAACCUAGUCUGGAGGGAGGAAGUUGGAGCUGCGCAGCGGCAAGCACGUUUAAAAAGAAUUAGGCUUUUGUUAUUAAUUGCAACUAAAGAUUUGAUAUAAUUAAAUUACAAUUUUAUCAGUGAAAUUGUAGUAUACAGAUGUAAAGUUGAUGUUCAAUAUUCUUCUAUAAUGUGCAUAAAUAUAUAUGUAUGUAAAAGAACGUUUAUUACUUAAUAAUAAUUCUACUAUGUUUACGAAGCAUUCCUUUAUAACGAUUUAUUUUAAUAUGUAAGUAAAACGCUAUAUUUAUAAUUUUUCAGAAAGUUAGGUUUCAUGUUAUGUGAUAUUCAUUGGUUUUUUAUGACAUACAGGCUCGUCUGUAUAAUAACAUCCA